AUGUCGACUCCGGCCGCAAAAUUGGGAGACUUCCUUCGAGUAUUGAUUGUCAGGAUCACAGCCUGCACUGCCAUCAAUACUCGAAGGAUUUUUAUUUUUUUUAAUUUUACUGGGGCUCAUAAAUUGCAAUCCUUCGGGUUGGCUGGGACCGCUACAAAAAGAGCUAAAAGAGGUUAUAAAGUAACGACGGCAAGCAAUUGGGUGAAAGUCAAACCCCUGCGCGCAAAGAGCGCUGCGCAGAUCAAAACCCGCCGAGCACCUAACAUGGACUCCAACGGGUGGUGA
Molecule: messenger RNA, 285 nt
Organism: Microbotryum saponariae
Lineage: Eukaryota; Fungi; Basidiomycota; Microbotryomycetes; Microbotryales; Microbotryaceae
Source: the annotation of a GenBank genome assembly